Molecule: messenger RNA, 1045 nt
Organism: Chara braunii
Lineage: Eukaryota; Viridiplantae; Streptophyta; Charophyceae; Charales; Characeae
Source: the annotation of a GenBank genome assembly
CCUGGAAGACAUGAAACUGUUAGACGCGAACUUGUGCCGCGUGUGGACCCAGAAGUUCGAAGUACAAUUGUGAAACUAGGGAAAAGUGUUGCUGCUAUGGAAGAGUAUUAUGCAACGGAACGUGAGAAGAGAGAGUCGAAGUUGAAACGGAAGAUGGAAAAGGAGGAGGCACAACGGCGUGCAAAGGAGGAAGCGGCGCGCACGGAAGAGGAGCGAAUUAAGGCUGAGAAGAAGGCAUGGAAGCGUAAGCAGAAGUUGGUGGCCGAGGAACAGAAGCGAGCGGAGAUGCAAAAAGACUUGCAGGUCCAGUUAGCCAUACACGUGGGAGACAUGGAGGACCGUCUUGUCCAGCGCUUGAACCAAGUCGUUUCGACUGCUUCUGCUACAUGCCGCGAUCGUGGGAAGAAGUUGACCUACUUAUCUGAUGAUAAUGCGUAUUCAUCUAGCGCGGGCAGCGGCAGUGACACCAGUGUUACGCAGGAGUUGAGUGCUCGGGCGGAGCAAUUGACGAUCUCCGAGAAGAGGAAGCGGGGCCCUGAACCGGUCUUUCAAAACCCAAGUCCGCCGAUGGAGCAACCAGCGAAGCGCAUGCCUAAGCAUGGGAUACUGAAGCCAGUAAAGUUGUCCGGGCGAUUGACCCGAUCGAAAUCAAGAAAAGGAGGGGGCGACCUUACUCCCACAUCGAACAAGAAGAAGGUGGCUACGCCACUAUCGAAGGCUCGUACUCGGACUCGCAAGCCGGUACCGGGUUUGACGCUGCAGUCAAAAGCUACGCUCGAACGCCUGCGUCACGGUUAUCGUGAAGACGUGUUGCGUGAGCUCAAGGACCUUGAUGCGACUGAGCUGCAACACAUUUGCCGGGAGGAGGGAAUCCAUUAUGAUAAGAAGAUCGACCCGAUCUUCGACAUCGCAGAUCACAGAACCGAGCGGGCAUUUUUUAUUGCUCCGGUUAAUGUUGAACGGAUUGCAGUCUCCGAUGAUACUGCCGCGGAGCCAGUUGUGACCCCCACGAAGGAGGUGUGAAGUGCCCUUUCCAUACCACAGU